Messenger RNA from Camellia sinensis, 750 nucleotides. Lineage: Eukaryota; Viridiplantae; Streptophyta; Magnoliopsida; Ericales; Theaceae. The record is from RefSeq and is a predicted model, not a curated record.
AUGUGCAAAUACAGUAAUUCUUGUGCUUCUAUUAAGAUUACUGAGGGAUGUAGUUAUCAUGAAGUUGUUGAGAAAACAUCUGCGAAGCUCAAGGAGUUGAGUGUUGGAGUUGAUAAGGCAAGAGGUGGGUUGUUUGGUGAUUUUGCAACUUCUUUUGACCAACUUCGAUGGUACCUUGAGACGGCUAUGAUAACGAAUCUGGAAAGUGUGUUUGAAUUAGAUGUGGAUAAAAGUAGUGGGUGUUUUCGGAGGUUGUUUGUGGCAUUUCAUGGAUGUUUGUAUGGCUUUCAAUUUUGUCGUCCGUUGUUGUUUGUUGAUGGUACAUUCUUGAAGGGGCGUUACAAGGGGCAUUUGCUUGCAGCAACAUCAAAGGAUGGUUAUCAAGGUAUGUAUUUAUUUGCAGUUGGUAUAGGUUUGUUUGAUGUUAUUUUGUUUGCAAGUUUGUUUCCUUUGGCUUUUGCGAUUGUUGACGCUGAAAAUCAAGAUAAUUGGAUAUGGUUCUUAAGUCAGUUGUUAAAGGCUAUUGGUUCAAGCCGGAGAUUGACCUUUGUGUCUGACCUUAAAUGUGCUUAUGCGCCAACGGUUGCUUCUUUCCAACAUUAUAUGGAGAAAUUGAGGCGUAUUGCUGGGAAAGGUAGAGUUGAUAGUAUGUUGGAUGGUUUGCAAAAUGAUAAGUGGGCGAAUGCAUUUUUUAGAGGGAAACAAUAUAGUGAGAUGUCAUCUAAUGUUGCCGAGUCUUACAAUAAUUAG